Molecule: messenger RNA, 643 nt
Organism: Spodoptera litura
Lineage: Eukaryota; Metazoa; Arthropoda; Insecta; Lepidoptera; Noctuidae
Gene: RpS27A
Product: ribosomal protein S27A
Biological process (GO): translation
Cellular component (GO): ribosome
Molecular function (GO): protein binding; structural constituent of ribosome
Source: RefSeq, a predicted model, not a curated record
UAAUAGUAACUUUUUGCCUGCUGUCAAUACCAGUCCCCACAAACAAUUUCGUUUCCUUUUCCAUGUGGCAUGGUGUCGGCGUAAGGUGAGCCAAGAUGCAGAUUUUCGUCAAAACCCUCACGGGUAAGACCAUCACUCUUGAGGUCGAGCCCUCUGAUACCAUCGAGAAUGUGAAAGCCAAGAUCCAGGAUAAGGAGGGAAUCCCUCCAGACCAGCAGAGGUUGAUCUUCGCCGGUAAACAGCUGGAAGAUGGCCGCACCCUCUCAGACUACAACAUCCAGAAGGAGUCCACGCUCCACUUGGUGCUCCGCCUGCGUGGUGGUGCCAAGAAGCGCAAGAAGAAGAAUUACUCUACUCCCAAGAAGAUCAAGCACAAGAAGAAGAAGGUCAAGCUAGCCGUACUUCGGUUCUACAAGGUUGACGAGAACGGCAAGAUCCACCGUUUGAGGCGAGAGUGCACGGGCGAGCAGUGCGGCGCUGGUGUGUUCAUGGCCGUGAUGGAGGACCGUCACUACUGCGGCAAGUGCCACAGUACCAUGGUCUUCAAGGACGACGAUAGACCUUAAGUUAGCAUAAGACCUUAUCGCUCAGACUGCUGUGUAUGAUGGAUUUGUAAUAAAUCUUGACACAGUGUCCGAGUUAA